Ceratina calcarata is the source of this 1858-nucleotide messenger RNA. Its product is annotated as spindle pole body component 110. Lineage: Eukaryota; Metazoa; Arthropoda; Insecta; Hymenoptera; Apidae. The record is from RefSeq and is a predicted model, not a curated record.
GUGUAAUCGGUUGGUGUCAUGCAACGUCGAUGUUCCACGCAACGCGUUAAUGUCUCCCAGUUCCCAGUUUUGCACGCGUCUACUUUUAAAGGAGUCCAGUUUCAAAGUAAUUACAUAGACCGUUAGAAAAAAUUCGUUGAAUCGGCGACAAGAAGGGGAAGGUGAAAUGAUCUAUCGUACCAAGAGAACCAAAAGAAAGGGUUCGCAGGAGGGGAGGAGAGUUUCGUCAGUGGAUAAGCAAGAAACUCGGCUUAUCGUAGAUAAUAUCGAAACGAAGGCUGUCUGUACACAAACGUUGGUUCAGGCGAUAGAGCUAAACGAGAAAGAUGUACAAACGGAUGAAUUAGCAGCUGAGGUGAAUCAGCUACCACCGUCGUGCAAACACAUGGAACGAAAAAAGUCUUCCACAUUUUGUUCUAGUAACGAAGACCUUGUCCCUCAGUGGUUGAUCGAAGAAGCCCUUAAUAGGGGAAACGAAUUAUGUAAAGACGAGCGACAGACAAAAGGGGGAAUAUCGUCGAACAAGGAGGUCGAGUAUGAGAUAAUUAUAUCAGACCUUGAAGCGAAGCUUGCUCAUACAAGGGAGAAUCUCGAAGAAGCCUUGAAGGCAAAGUCUGCCGUGAAAGAAAAAUAUAAAAAAUUUUUGGAGGAGGCAAAAGCGGAAGCUCAUAGAGAGAACGAGGCAUUGCAAGAAAGAAUCGUGCGGAUUUGCACUUCCGUUCUAGAGAACUUCGGUCCUCGUUCGAUGAACAGAAGUUGCACUUAUCAAAUUAAAGCUCACAAAAAAUUGAAAUGCCGUGAAAAGAUUUUAAAGAGAUUGUAUAAAAAGCUGCGAAUGGCAGUGGCAAAAUCGAACAAAUUGGAGCGGGAAUUGGCGUCGACGAGGAAGAGACUGGAAAGCAAAUCGGAAGAUCACGAAUCGAUCAGCAAAUGCUUUGAAGAGCUCAAACAAGAGAUGGACGCGACCGAAACGAAUCUGAACAAUCUGAUUUCGGAGAAUCUAGCGUUGAGGAAGAAGAUGGAGGAAACGCGAAACUGGCUGCAAAGCACCGCAGGAAAGGAGCAACAGGCGAAUCGCUCGCAAGACGUGUACAAAAAUAGGGAAUUGAACAAUCUCAAGAAGAAGAAUGAGGAAAACGCGACCACUAUUGCUCAGCUCAAAAACAAACUGGCACGAGCAGAGUCAGCAAACGCCAAUAAGGGUUUUUUACUGAACAGUUAUAAAAGUCAGUUGUCAGAAUUGAAUAAAGAGAAGAAUCAAUUGUUAGCUAACAUAAGUAAGCUGGAGAAUGAAGUCAUUAAUACUCGAAGCAACAAUUCGCGGAUAAAAAAAUUCAAUUUUUAGAUGGAGUCACAAUUAUCUAAAAAAUAUAAAGAAUUAGCGUACCACGAAACUGAAGCUAUCAAAGCUAAAUACGACGAGACCAUCAAGUCGAUGAGGGCAACGCUGCAGCAGGAAAUCGAAACGAUUAAAACGAAACAUGACGAGACUAUUAAAUCUAUGAAAGCGAAGCUGUUAGUGAUGCGAAAUGAGAAUGCCGAAUAUUCGAAUGCUAUUAAAGAAUUUCUGAAAAAAUUGUAUGAGCAACAAAGAGAUCAGGAAUUACAAAAAAGUUUGAACGAAAGCGAGCCAAGUGAAAAGGAAGCUCAGGAAACUGCAUGUACUAUUUUGAACAUGACACCAGAUGAGUUAUCAGGCUUCAUUAAUGGAAAAACUAAAAAUUCGAUUAAUCCUUGGAUAACCGAAUUGAAUGGAAUUACGGCAACGAAUCACUUUGCUCAAGGUCUGUCAAAGUUUUUAUUGAAGAAGGUGACAAAGACAACGAAGAAAUAGUAAAGGAUCGAGAAGGAAUAGGGU